CUCUCUCCAGCCUCCUUUCAAAAAAAAAAAAAAAAAACUCUCUCCAGCCUCCGCCGUUCCUACUGCCGUACUACCGCCGUACUACCGGCAAGGCCGGAGACGGCUACGGUCGCCAUGGAGGAUGAGAAGGCGGCCGCCGUGCCUCGCGUGGGAGGAUGGAGGAUGCCUCACCGGGGCGUGUGCUCGGGUGAGGGGCGGCGUCCUUGCCGGCGGGACUAGCGCCUAUCGGCUGCGGCUUCGCGCCAGGUCAGUCGCCGCGGUUGGCUUCUUCAAUUGACGGCAGUGGAGGCGGCCAAGCGAAGUGAUCUGUUGACAGGAAACAAGUGCUUUGGCUCAAGUUGGUACCUGGCAAUGCGAGUCCUUUUUCAUAAUUUACCGCUCGUUGCAUAGAGAGAAAUAUCUUUGUGCAUUGGAGCAUUCCAUUGGCUGCCAUAUGUUACCUAAGCUGACAGCCACAAGGUGUUGUGCUGUCCUCCUGACCUGGUCGCUGUUGAAUGCACUGCGGGGAAGACAACAGAGACAUGCUCCGGAUACUUGCGGGCACCAAUUGCCAUCUGGGCUACAUGGAGAAGGAUGAGAUAUGGAGGUUUGAUUCAUUUGAGGCUUUUGAGGAGAUAUGCUCGUUAGCAAAGCAGAAGGAGGUAGACUUUGUGCUUCUCGGUGGUGACCUGAUCCAUGAGGACAAGCCUUCGCGUUCGACCUUGGUGAAGACCAUUGUGAUUCUACGCCGCUACUUCCUACUCCCUCUGUCCCAUAAUGAUAACCUCUCUGCUAUCCAUAUCCUUUCGGCUUGCAAUCUUGUAAACUAUUUUGGGAAGAUAGACCUUGGCGGCUCCGUUGUUCAUCAAAUAGUUGUCCAUCCAGUACUUGUUAAAAAGGGUACAACUACAGUUGCACUAUAUGGCCUUGGGAACAUUUGAGAUGAGCGACUGAACAAAAUGUUUCAGGUGCCUUUCCAUUCUGGUGUACAUAUAGGUAGGCCGGCAUUGGCAUUCGCCAUCUGGCAUCCCAAUGAGAUGAUGAGGAGGUGACUGCUGCUAUAAACCAAACAAAAGCAAAAUUCAAUUUAAUUGUAGAGAUGGGCAUACAUA
Molecule: messenger RNA, 1091 nt
Organism: Triticum aestivum (bread wheat)
Lineage: Eukaryota; Viridiplantae; Streptophyta; Magnoliopsida; Poales; Poaceae
Product: double-strand break repair protein MRE11
Exons: 6
Coding region: 495-920 (141 amino acids)
Biological process (GO): meiotic DNA double-strand break formation; mitochondrial double-strand break repair via homologous recombination; double-strand break repair via nonhomologous end joining
Cellular component (GO): Mre11 complex; site of double-strand break
Molecular function (GO): single-stranded DNA endonuclease activity
Source: RefSeq, a predicted model, not a curated record